Molecule: messenger RNA, 723 nt
Organism: Racocetra persica
Lineage: Eukaryota; Fungi; Glomeromycota; Glomeromycetes; Diversisporales; Gigasporaceae
Source: the annotation of a GenBank genome assembly
UUUGAAGGUUGGGAAAUGACCUUGGAUUCUGACAACCUCAGCCUUCUUUCUAUUCUAAAAUUCCGUAAAUUAAAAGACGAUUUUACUUAUAAUAAACAUGCUAAACACUUUUUCAUAUCCAAGGAGGAGUUGGGCUACGUGUCAAAACAACCACCUAAGCUUCCUGGCUACGCGUCAGGUUGGGAAUGGGUUAUGUAUCCGUUCGCAGUUUGCGAAAAGAUCAAAUUAAAGUACUAUUCUUUUACUGAUCCUAAGCUUCAGAAAAAUGGAAAAGAUGUGCAAAUGUUUUGGGAAAGGAUCGAAAUCGAGCAAGCAGAAAUAAAGGCGAAAAGGAGUUUAAAGAGGGCUUGUUCUGAAUUCAAAAAUUUUAGGAAUUCAAUUUUCUGUGGCCAAAUAAUAGGAAUAGAUCUUCUUGAGGAUGGGUUGUACUUUGGUUUAGAAGGGCCAACUUUUAAUUUUCCGGCACAACUCACAGAUAUCAAAUGUCUUCGUAGUGCAUUGGAGGCCUUAUAUUUUUAUAAACAAAGCAUUGUUACAAAAGCAAGUUUAAUUCCUGAUCCAAAGAAGAUAAACAACCCAUAUAAUAAAAUACUUCAUUGCAAAUCAAACACAUUAACAGAAGCGAAGCAUUUCAAGCUUAAAUUUGUCCGAACAACAUAUUUUACGCCAAAGCAAAAGAGAAAGUAUCAUGCCCAAGACGAAUUUUUAAAAAAUGGUUGCUAA